Molecule: messenger RNA, 1728 nt
Organism: Raphanus sativus (radish)
Lineage: Eukaryota; Viridiplantae; Streptophyta; Magnoliopsida; Brassicales; Brassicaceae
Product: probable protein phosphatase 2C 69
Exons: 8
Coding region: 216-1562 (448 amino acids)
Biological process (GO): protein dephosphorylation
Cellular component (GO): nucleus; cytosol
Molecular function (GO): cation binding; protein serine/threonine phosphatase activity
Source: RefSeq, a predicted model, not a curated record
AACACCAUUGCUUUGUGGAAAACGUUGAACCGCUGCUUUCUGUUUCCUUUUUUUGGUUUCCUUGGACUAUGAAACCUCUCUCACCUUCUUUCUCUCCAAGCCAUCCUCUCUCUCUCUCUGCGAGUUUGUGAAUUCAUGUAUGCUUAACAUCAUCAUACCAGAUUUUGUUCGAUUAGUAUUCGAGAUUUCUGCAAAACCAAAAGAAAAGAGAAAAAAUGGGAUAUAAGGACUUGGUACUGUCUUAUUCAAAUAAGAUGCGGGUUAUUGAAGCCCCAGCAAGUGGAGGCGGUCUCAGCCAGAAUGAAAAAUUUAGCUAUGGCUAUGCAAGCUCAGCUGGCAAGAGAUCAUCCAUGGAAGACUUUUUCGAAACAAGAAUCGACGGUGUCAAUGGAGAAAUCGUUGGUCUUUUUGGAGUCUUUGAUGGACACGGUGGAGCCGCAGCAGCUGAGUAUUUGAAGCGUCAUCUUUUCAGCAAUCUUAUCACUCAUCCUAACUUCAUUUCCGACACCAAAUCUGCUAUAGCUGAUGCCUAUAAUCAUACAGACACUGAACUCUUAAAGUCAGAAAAUAAUAAUCACACUAUAGACGCUGGUUCAACUGCCUCUACUGCUAUUCUCGUUGGUGAUCGUUUACUUGUUGCUAACGUUGGUGAUUCCAGAGCUGUUAUAUGCAGAGCCGGAACUGCCUUUGCUGUGUCAAGAGACCAUAAACCUGAUCAAAGCGAUGAGCGUGAACGCAUUGAGAAUGCUGGUGGUUUUGUCAUGUGGGCUGGGACUUGGAGAGUUGGAGGAGUUCUUGCAGUUUCUCGUUCGUUUGGUGAUCGUCUUCUGAAACAGUAUGUUAUUGCUGACCCUGAGAUUCAGGAAGAGAAGAUUGAUGAUUCUCUUGAGUUUCUGAUCCUUGCCAGCGAUGGACUUUGGGAUGUUUUCUCCAAUGAGGAAGCUGUUGCAGUCGUUAAAGAGGUUGAAGAUCCAGAGGAGUCCACCAAGAAACUUGUGGGAGAAGCAAUAAAGAGAGGAAGUGCAGACAAUAUUACAUGUGUAGUUGUACGUUUUCUUGAGAGCAAGACUGCUAAUAAAAAAUCUUCCCACAUACCCUCAGCAGAUGCCAGCUCAUCCCAGGAAGCAACCAACGGUCAUCAAACCGUAGUUACAAGUGACGCUGAACACAAGAUCUCAGCCAAUGAAACCAACCAAGACCAUACGGCCGUUAGAAAUGGCUCAGACCACAAGAUGUCAGGCAAGGAAACCAAUCAAGACGUACUCAGCGACUUGGACUGCAAUGCUGAAAAUGAAAGCUUGAACCAAAAGCCGAUCGCAGCUGGAAGCAGCGUUUCUUCAGAAGAGAAUGCUUCAGCAGGGGAAACAAAUCAAGUUCCAAGCAAAAUUCACCGCGGCUCAGAGCAUAAGAGCUCCUCCUCCAAGCAACCUUCUCAAGGGCACAUCACAGUGCACAACAAUAUGGACGAGAGCGUUGCUAAUCAGAAGAAUCAAAAGCCAACCGCAGUUAAUAACACCAACUCCACCACAAGCAAGGCAAGUGGCGAUCACUCUUAUCACUAACUAAAUGUCUCGAGAUUUUGCAUCAACUUACUUCUCUGAUCGAAGUAAGUUUAUUUUCUUUGCUCUCUUUUUUUUCCUUUUUGAGGUUCAAAUUCCAAAUAAAGUAAUGUUUCUUCUGCCUUGUACUAAAACUUGUAAAUUGUAUAACUAGUCACUCUUAUUUCAG